AUGAAUUUAGAUAAUUCUUGUACAAAUUCAUUAAUUUAUAAUUAUAUUUCAAUAAUAUCAAAUGAUAUUGAAAGUUGUUUUGCUAAUUGGAGAAAUAGUUUAAAGAAUGAAUUUCAAAUUAUUAAUAAAUAUUGUUUAGAAUUAAAUGUAUUAAAUGAAAAAUUUGAAAAUUUUUGUCAAUUAGAGAUUAAAUUAUUAAAUUCUAUUUCAAGACAACAACAACAACAACCACCUAUUGGAUUUACUAAAAAUGAAUAUUUUAUUUUAAAAUCUGAAAUAUUUAAAAUGGUAAGAAUAUUAUUAGAAAAAAGAAAUUUAAAUUUUGAUGAACCAUUAAAAAAUAUUCAAAUUUCAUUACCAAUUUUAUAUGAAAAUUUAAAAUUAAUUCAUUUAAAUUCACAUAAAUUAAUUAAUAAAGAAAAACAACAGUUAAAUGAAAAUGAAAAUGAAAAUAUAUCAUUACAUAAUCAAUAUAUAAAUUCAUUAUCACCUGAUAAUUCAUUUUUAAAAAUUAAACAAUUGGAUGGUGCUUCGUCUUUGUCUUCUGCCAUUUUUAAACCAUUACCACCAUUACCGCAACCAAAACAAUUACCAUCAAUACCAAUUUCACAAAUAACUUCACCACAAAAAGAACCACAACAACAAUUAAAAAAAUUAAGACCUGCACCAAUUCCAAAAGAACUUGAAAAUAACUAUGUAAUUUCUGUAACUCCAACUUCAUCACAGGUUACAAACAAUUUUUCUAACCAAAAUGUCUAA
Molecule: messenger RNA, 759 nt
Organism: Dictyostelium discoideum AX4
Lineage: Eukaryota; Evosea; Eumycetozoa; Dictyosteliales; Dictyosteliaceae
Exons: 2
Coding region: 1-759 (252 amino acids)
Source: RefSeq, a predicted model, not a curated record